GAGUUGUAGUCCCAUAGGAGUAGGACUUCCUGCUUUUACCAGGAAAAGCACCUACAGACAACAUAGGAGACUGUUGUGUUGACUCCACUGCUGCUGCCUCGCUAGAAAACAGACCUUCCAAACUCAGGGGAGGAACAACUUCAAUGUAGGAUGUCCGCCGUGGCCCAUGUGCAAGUCCACCCAGUGACAGCAGUGGCAUGGACCUCCAACUCCACCACCUGCCCCAAAGACUUCACCUUGAUCAGCAUCACUGAAGAUGGAGCAAAUGCAAACUUCACACGCAGCUUUGCGAUGAAAUCGGGAUAUUACCUCUGUUACAGUAAGGCCAUCUCAGGGGGUAUGGUUGUGGCAGACAUUCAGCUCAUCACGGACAAGGACGCCAUUCCUCAUGGCUAUUGCUUCAUAGCAGAGCACCUAGAACCAAAGGCCACCGUUUCAAAGAAGAAACGCGUCUGUGUACGUGUUGUCCCAGUGGGUAGUGUGGACACAGCCGUGUUGGACAUCAAACUGACGGCCAAAAGCAAAAUGAUGUUACAGCACUACACAUAUGUUGGAGACAUCCAUGGCUACGUGCUGUGGUGUAAGAAGGGUCAUUUUGCCGGCCCCACACCCAAAGCAAAGCCCCGCAGAGUCAGUUUGGAUAUGCGCGCCUUGUCGCUGGAGCGUCCAUCUUCUCCUCAGCCCCUAAGACCAAGCAACCAUCUUCAAGAGUCACACGGUAGGCUCAGCCAUAGGCGGCACUCUCUUCGUGUCAAGGACACUGUGGACAAACCGGCUGACAGCAGCAUCCAGGGCAUCACGGCUCUAGAGGGAGUUCCCUUCAGCCUUCACCCAAAGUUUGAUAUCCAGCCAAAAAGUACGCUGAACUCACAGCUCAACAACAUUCGCAUAAAGUCCCUCCAGGACAUAGAAAAUGAGUAUAGCUACACAUUUGCUGUGGAGGAGUUUGCUGCCAAGAGGACCAGACCUACACUGUCCACACCCUCAGCAGCUCAGUGAUGUUUGUACCUUGCGCAACAUCCAACCUUGCCUGGCACAAGGACCAUCACAUCUGUGUGCAGCUUUGGAACAUGCAGCUCUUGAGGAAAAGAGGUUAUUUAAAACUUGUGUGUUAAACUUCUAUUUAAAAGGUUUGUUAACCAUACCAUCUUGAUACAUUCCACUCACUUGGCUCUUCCAGUUGAAGCAAUAUGUGGGAAUAAGAGAGUGAAUGAUUCAAUUAAUAUCUGUUGUUAAGGACAAAUUAUCACGUCUGCGCUUAUAUGCUUCGUUUACAAUGAAAAAUCAUGUCAUGUAGUAUAUGGAGACCAUUAGAUUAAUCAAAAAAGUCAACUCACAGCGAUAAUCAUCUGCCUUACAGGCCACUUUAAGCUGCGCAUGUAUCUCUGAAUGUACUUCUCAGUGACUAGAGGAAGGACUUUCUGGGUCUGUGCUAAAAUUCUAUUAUGUAUCAUAAAUAAAGAUUAUUUUUUAAUUAAUACUUUCUUCUGGCAUGGGGUCAGAAUAUGUAUGUAUAAAUGGUCAUGUUAUGCCCUCCAAAGCAGAUAUACUGCAUAAGAAAAUAAAACAAUAAAGACACUA
Molecule: messenger RNA, 1581 nt
Organism: Dunckerocampus dactyliophorus (ringed pipefish)
Lineage: Eukaryota; Metazoa; Chordata; Actinopteri; Syngnathiformes; Syngnathidae
Gene: mvb12a
Product: multivesicular body subunit 12A
Exons: 10
Coding region: 151-999 (282 amino acids)
Biological process (GO): viral budding; virus maturation; endosome to lysosome transport via multivesicular body sorting pathway
Cellular component (GO): cytosol; ESCRT I complex
Source: RefSeq, a predicted model, not a curated record